AGUAUUCUAACUAACGUGCUUUGUGUAUUCCGACAGUUUUAUGAGACUUCAUUUUUUUGCGUCUAUUCAGACAGUUUUUCAAGUAGUCUAGUUUCUAAUUCACUUGUCUCAUUGGUUGUUUCUCUCAUAUCAAAGUUCGUGUUGCAAUUCAUCAAUGUCAACACUUUUGCUCAUAUAAAUUCGCAUUUACUGAUUUUCAAAUAUGCUGAUAUUUUUAAAUCGAUUGCACAUUUAUUCCACGAUUUCUGCAGUUAAUACAAUCUCGACAAUGACAAAUUCAUCGAACGAGGUCAAAAAUGAAAACCAAACAAUCCCCCCAUUCGCUCCAACGGAUGAACCGCCUUCAGCUCAAGAUUUAGCAAAUUCACAAAGUAACACAGAUGCAUGUUCCCCACUGUUAUCACAUAUAACCGAAUUAACCAAGUCUAUUUCCAGCCAGUUUCCUGUUGAACGAAGAACCAGGGAGUUAAUUUGGAAGACUUUAAUCAUAGUAUCAGUACAGAUAACAAUUGUGUGGGGAAUCUGCGCUGUCGUGUUAUCUGUUCCGGAACUUCGUACAUGGAUGACGGAAAGUCCUUGGUUUCCAUGGAUGUGUGGAAUUCUGGGAACAUUUCUGCAGCUGGAGAUGCUUUUAAUACCGCAGUUACAGUUCGCCUUCCCAUUCAAUUACAUCUACUUGAUAAUUGCUACAAUAAUCGUUGCCUUUGCUGCAGCUGUUCCACUCAUCAACUUACAAUUCUGGUGGACAUUAGUCACAUGGACAAUUACUGUGAUUAUUGCGGGAAUUGUAGUAGCUGUCAGUGUCGUCAACAGAUUCGAUGUGCUCAGGAACUUUGGGGAGUUUAUACUCGUCACUUUCAUUGUGGAAUUAGCCUUUGUUAUAAUAUUCUUCCCUUUCAUAUUCUGGCGAGAAUUUGAUAUACUCAUAAUAGUGUGUGGAUUCGCCAUGAUGUGGACAGUUAUUUCGGUAUGUUUAUCAGUCGAUCAUUUGAAAUAGAGAAUAGUAUUUUUUUCAUAUGGAGCCGACUGUUGUCAGUUUAAGGACUCGAAAAUGUACUGA
This is a messenger RNA of Trichobilharzia regenti, 1060 nucleotides long. Lineage: Eukaryota; Metazoa; Platyhelminthes; Trematoda; Strigeidida; Schistosomatidae. The record is from the annotation of a GenBank genome assembly.